UCGUUUGACGGUUUACAUAAAGAUUUAUUUCAUUUUUGCAAAAAAAGUGGCUUAGAAAAUAGUUCACCAUGGAAGAAGAGAAUAGACCAUGUAAAAGAAAGAGAACAGAUCCAGAGGAGGGAAGUUCUGAAGACAGCUGUAAGAAUUCCGGAUGUAAUCCAGACCAUCCGGACUCCACAUCCAGAUCUCUUAAUGCAUCUCAGAGAAAUUCUAAUUCCAUCCUGUCUCACUCGGAUGUUGAUAUCUGUUCACCAAGUGAAAAAUGUUCAUCCAAGUCAAAUAAAUCUCCGUUUAAUAUAAAUCCUGAACAGUAUGUGCCAAAAAAUAUGCCUCAGAAUUUUCAUGUACCAAAUAGUUUAUAUCCUUUUAAUGACUCAAAGCCAACUCAGGUACAGCCUUCCCCAAAAGUAACUAUAUCUAGUGAAAAUAUUGCAAGCACAUCUUAUGACAAUAAUAAAUUUUCAGAUCUGCAUUCAGGACAGGGUAGCUCAAAAUUGCUUGAUUCCAAGUGUGAUAGUUGUAACUGUGAAAAUGUUAAAAGUUGUGAGAAAUCCAGUGACUCAGUGUGCCCUGUGAACUCUGACCUUAAAUUGAACUCUAACCUUGAAUUUACCUCUGACCCAUUGCUAAAUUCAUGUAUGUGUUCAAGUACCUGUGCAUUUAGCAAGUUAGGUUCUAAUAGUCCCAGUAAUGAAAAUAGUCCCCAGCAGAUUUGUAACCCAGGUUUUGAGGUUCUAUAUUCACCACCAAGGAAGAACAACUCGGAGGCAGUGGGGGUGGAUCCAGAAUGUGGAGAGGUGGAUGAUGAAAGUGGAGAAGUGGAUGAUGAAAGUGGAGAGACAGUUAGGCAACCACCUCAGAAAUCGGGCAGGACACAGCAUGAAAAUUGUGAUGAUGAGAGGUCUACAGUAAAUGAUAUUAUAACCUCUAGAAGAAUCACUAAAUUUAAAAUACAAAGAAGUCUAGGUGAAAAUUCCCCAAAUUUCGGACAUAGGUCGUGGAAUUCCUUUGGUGUUUCAGAAAUAAAAGACUGUGAUAAUGUUGAAAGUGAAAGAAAUACUCAUUCCCCUCAAAGUGACUUGAAAUGUGAAAAUUACCCGACAUUUGAAUCUCUACCCAUUACCUCAGACAACCAGGUAGAUAAACUCAGGAACACAGUAGGUAGUCUACCAAAUAAGGGGGUGUGUUUUUCUUUGACAGCUGUCAAUAACAUUAAUGACCUCCCACCUUCCAUACUCGUGAAUAUAUUGAAACAUUUAAGAAUGUGUGACCUACUUCACAAGGCAUCCCUUGUCUGUAAACUUUGGCAUCAGCUUGUGUAUGACCCAGACCUAUGGAGACAUGUUGACCUUCACUAUCAACACAAGGUCACUGAUAAACAGUUGUUGACCUUGACCCAGAUAAGUGACAGAGUGACCCACAUUGACAUCAGCGAUACUCAGAAUUUGACCUCUGAGGCUAUGGAACGUGCUCUGAAGUGGUGUGGUCAUUUACGGUCACUUUAUAUGUCAAGGUGUUACAAGUUGAAGGACACAGUUCUACAGACCGUGGGGAGCCACUGUCCCCACCUCGUCACACUAGUGAUGGACGGGUGUUAUAAAAUUACAGAUGGUGGACUCUGUGCUAUGGCAGUUGGAUGUAAGGAGCUACAAAAGGUAAACCUGAGUCGAUGUUCAUACCAUGUGACAGACAAGGGAGUGGUAGCUAUAGCCGAGAACUGCCCACAGCUGAGAGAAGUUAUACUAGCUUAUCUGUCUGAGGUGACAGACUCUUCCUGUGUAAGAUUGUGUGAGAUGUGCCCUAACCUGGAGGUCGUGACCCUGAUGUUUUCUGGGGUCAGUGAGAAGGGAGUCAGAGCCCUCAAACAGCUUAGGAAGUUAAAAAUCAUUGACAUAUCUAGUCUACCUGGCAUUUUGCCAACAGAUGUAGCGUCCUUGACCCAGUAUUGCCCUGACCUUGAGGCAAUGAAUGUGUCCUUGAAUCCUCAGAUAAAUGAUGAGUGUCUGUUGAAGGUCAUCAAAUAUGGCAGAAAACUUCAUCUGUUGCAGUGUGUAUCUUGUCACAUCACUGACCAGUUUUUAGGAGAAAUUGGAAAGUACACAAAAACACUAAAGAACCUUGAUAUUGGCUGGUGUCAAGCAGUCACAGACAACGGCAUUCGAAAUCUGUCUGCAACCUGUACGUCCCUGCGGUAUCUUGGCUUGAUCCGAUGUGACGCAGUCACGGCAGAUGCAGUCGAAGAACUGGUUGCGCAAUAUCCGCACAUCACAUACUCAACUUUUAUACUGGAGUCCAAAAAGCUUAUAGAGCGGGCCCGACGAGAGGGGUUCAUGUUUAACGAUGAUCAAAAUCAUGUUGAUAUGUUAGUGUGAUAUUGCAGAUAAUUAAGUGUGAUUUUUUUUUUUUGCAGAGAGUUGUUUCCCUUUAAUCUUAACAUAUUUUUUAUGUUGCUGAGGAAUAUGUCAAACUGAUUCUGGUUUUUAAAUGAUUUCAUUUUUUUUAACAUUGAUUAUUUGAAAAACAACUUUCAUUUACUAUUUUCAGUUAAAAUUUUUUAGGGAAAUGUAUCAACAGUCAGAACAAUCAUGCAUUAUGAAUGUUUGAUUAGCCUUGGAUAUAUGAAAACUAGCCAAUGAAUAAGAGCUUCAUAGAUUGGAAAUUGAAGUUUCUUUUAUAUAAAUGAAGGUCUCGCCUUAUAAGUUUUAAAUCAUGCUGCAGGCAGCUAAUUAAUGAAGAAAAAAAAUCUAUUUUAUAUACCUGUGUAUAUUGCUUGUUAAAUGAUAUUCUGAUGUGAAAUGAAAGAAACUAUUAUAUAGGAUAACCUAUUUCAAAUGAUUUGUUCCUUGGCGUUGUGUUUUGGCAUUUUGAGGGAACAAAUUAUAAACUGAAUGCACUUUUUCAAAAGAAGAAUACUUCCUGCUAGAGAUACAAGUACAUGUAUAUGAAUGAGAUCACUGUAUUUAUAUCAAAAUGCAUGUUUAUUGUUUUCGUGUGAGAAUGAAAGUACAUGUAUUUGUUUGCACUUAUAUUCUUUUUUUUUAAUUCAGACUUCAUGAUUAAAAGAAUU
This is a messenger RNA of Saccostrea echinata, 3067 nucleotides long. RefSeq lists its product as uncharacterized. Lineage: Eukaryota; Metazoa; Mollusca; Bivalvia; Ostreida; Ostreidae. The record is from RefSeq and is a predicted model, not a curated record. Gene Ontology annotation, molecular function: protein binding. Gene Ontology annotation, cellular component: SCF ubiquitin ligase complex. The transcript is spliced from 7 exons. Bases 69 to 2372 code for a protein of 767 amino acids. Gene Ontology annotation, biological process: SCF-dependent proteasomal ubiquitin-dependent protein catabolic process.